AGACAGGAGGAGAGCGACAGCUGAAACAGGAGAAGCUGAACUGAAUCCAGAUCUGAUUGGUAUUCAGAGAGUGAGUCUGUCUGCAGUGAGACAUUCCUGCAUGAGUAGAGGGGAGGUGGGGUGAGCGAGGAAGUGGAGGGCGAGGAAGAGGGUUACAGAGGGUGACUACAUUCAUCAGCAACAAUCAAAAAGCUGGUUUCCUCUUCCUUUGUUUUUCAAGGUGUGGCCAUAGAUCCUGUCGCCAUCGGAAAGCAGCAACGUGCACAGGACACAAAGUUUAGGCUUCAUGGAGAUGAAGCUGAGUGAAGAGAUGACAGAACAGAAACUGUCCAGAUGACAACAGAUGACACAGUCCAAAUAUGCUGACAUAGCAUAGUGUUUGAUUGACAGCUCAACAACACACCCUUCCUCUUGCCGCCGCCCACUCAUCGUCCGUCCAGCCAUGUUGUUUAGGAGGAAGCUGUGCGUUGCCCUGAUGACCGCUGCCAUCCUCUUCCUCAUGCUCGCCAGUCAGAGCAUCCAGAGGAGAUACUUUCAGCCUCUGUCAUUAGCCCUGCCCAUCAGCUGGGCCACGCCCACCGGCAGGGAGACAGUAGUUGAACCCACGGUACCUCCUGCUGAUCCUACCCCUGACCCUCCCAGGACCCCCCCUCCUCCCGACACCACCCAACCUGAAGCCGAGGAGAAGCCUGUAAAGAACUCCCAGUAUAACCUGAGGUCGUGUGGUUGUACUGAGUCUUGUAUUUCAGACCUGGGGGGGUCAGACUGGUUCCGCCAGCGCUAUGACCCCAAACAGCAGCCCAUCCUCUUCCGAGACAACAACAACUUUGACCCUAAAGCACUCAGAUGGUGGCUGAAUCUUCAGCGGUCCGGUAACAACGACCAGACUCUAAAUGAAGUGAUGUUAGAUAUGUUCAAGGUCAUUUCCCCACCCACUGUGGACUUCAGGCCCCUCUCCUCCCGUUGCCGUAGUUGUGCAGUGGUUGGCAACUCCGGCAACUUGCGGGGAUCGGAAAACGGCAACCUGAUCAACUCCCACGACUACGUAAUCCGGAUGAACAAGGCGCUGACUCGAGGAUUUGAGAAAGACGUUGGGAAUCGGACAACGCAUCACUUCCUGUACCCGGAAAGUGCGGUGGACGUUGAUCAUGGCGUCAGCCUCGUCCUGUUGCCGUUCAAACUGAGAGACCUGGAGUGGCUGACCAGCGCGCUGUCCACCGGCCAAGUCAAAAUGACCUACAUGAGGGUUAAAGACCGAGUGCAGGCUGAUAAAGACAAGGUUCUGGUGGUGAACCCAGUGUUCUUUAAGUAUGCUAACGAUCGUUGGACCGAGGGUCACGGUCGCUACCCGUCCACCGGCAUGCUGGCCAUCAUCUUCGCUCUGCACACCUGUGACCAGGUGUCGGUGUUUGGUUACGGCGCUGACCAGCAGGGGAACUGGCAUCACUACUGGGAGGACAAUCGCUAUGCUGGAGCCUUCAGGAAGACUGGAGUCCACAGUGCCGACUUUGAAACGCAGAUCAUCCACCGGCUCGCCAAGGAGGGCAAGAUCAGUCUGCACCUGGGACAGAAGCUCCGACCUACUGACCCACAGACAAGCCUACAGACCUUUUGAUCUACAGACUGACCAACAUAUAGACCAACAGACAUGUUGGCCAACCGACAGACCUAAAGACAGAUCUGCUGACUGACAGACCAAUCUGCUUACUGACCAGCAGAUCAUUCACCACUUAAUUGUUUUGACCAAGAACCAGCUACAUCUCAUCUGGUACUCGACUGAGUCUGGUUGCUUGCGGCACACCAGGCUGCCACGGCUUGUUUCGGGAGUGGGGGGGGGGGGAUUUGGACACACUGACAAGAUCACACAAUACACGUCGAUCAUCACGUUUGCCUUGAGUCAGACAUUCAGGCAUGAUUGAAGCCGCUGUUGGGCAUCAAUAUUUGAACAUACCUGGAUUACCUGUGGACGGAGUCUUCUGGGGACUGUUGGGUGGGGUUCAGAUUUCCUCCCUCUGCAGACUCUUGCUGGUUGGAAUGAGUUCUAGCUCAACUUGAACAUACAGACUGUUUAUCGGGACCCUCCACUGUACAAACAGACCUGCUGUCUGGGACUGCGAGGAAGGACCACACAAGUUUUGCUCUGAGCGGGAAACAAACAGAGACUUUUUAUAUAUUUUUAAUAGAUUUUAUUGACUAUAUACAGGGAUAACCUCUUUUUUUAAUCAAAGCACUUUGCCCUGCAGAAGAAAUGGAACUAAGAGGCCAUGUUGUUGCUUCUCUGUCCAACCACAUUUCAAGGAAUUAUAUAUUUUAUAUCAUUUAUAAUCCAUCCAUUUAUUCUAACUGAAUCUUAAUGCAAACCGUCCUGAACUGUCGCUUACUGUCCUGACAGACUUACGUUUUCUUUCACAUCUACAGUUUGGGAAUGUAGGCCAAUGACACUUCCUGUCUCGACCAUAUAUGGCGCUGGAGGCAGUGAGUGGGGGAGCCUGUGUGAGGUUCUCAGCCUGUGUUUGAGCUUCUCCAUGUGGUCCAGGAUGAUUCAACAGUCUGCAGGUCUUUAGCUGAUUUCACUGACUAAAGCAGGAACAUUUUAAUUAGUAUUUGAUGUGUAUGAUGUGUGAUGUGAAGGACUAGUUUUUUAUACUCCAGUAGCUGACAAAGGUAAUGGUGAGCUGUAAAGGUAAACUCUACAACAACUUAAGAUGUGAAUCAGUGAGUAAAGCUGUAGACUGUUGAACUUCAUGGUCAGACGUAAUGUAAGUAUGUGAGUCACAGCUCAGCUGAUGGGAACGACAAGGACGAGUAGACCCUGCACGACUUUUAACUAAAGAUUUAUUAAACAAAACAUAACAAAGUCAAACAAUCGAGCAACACGACCAGUGUGUGCGGUGCAUGGAUGAGUGGAAGAUGUAGUGCAAUGGAAGUCCAACCAAAAAGAACCAACCAUAUGAAUGAAGAGAGACUGCCCAGUCAAGCAGGUAGCAGAGGAAUCAGCUGUCUGCUGGACUUCCUCUUAAAGGGAGACGACAGCGUGCAGAGGGCUGUCACACCUGUAACUGUGAAUGUACAAAAACUGUUGUUGAUUGUCAAUCAUUGUCAUUGUCAACAGUCGACUGAAUGUUUGUGGCUCUAUGAGGAGUUUCAGGACGUUAUCACACUGAGAAUGUUGGAGUCUAAAUCUGAGAUUGAUCGUCCGUCUUAGAUUGGUUACGUAGUUUCUUUCAGCUGUGCUUUGGUUUUGCAUGAGGGCUACUCCGCGUAAUCCUGUGUUUGGAAGAGAAACCUAUAUCGGCGUAAUCCAAGCAUACAUUUUGGCCUUCACAUGGAUGGUGAGCACAUCCACUCAUGGUAGAUAAUGAAGUUUGCAUCCAGCAGCCACGCAUCUGAGAAAAAAAGUAUAAUUUGCCCUUAAGAACGCAUGAAAACACUUUAACAUUAUCAUGUUUAGUUGACGAAAAUGAAUACAUUUUGUCAUAGUUUUUGUUUUCAGAGGUCACUUUUUAAUAGUUUUUUUACCUCAUUUUUAUUGCGUAAAAAGGUCAACAAAUAUUUUGUCAGUUUUUGUUUUUUAAAAUGAACAUAGGUAUUUACUUUGUACAAAAUCUGAAAAUUUGAAAAGAAAGAUAUCUCACGCUGUAGCUCCUAAAUUAGUUAUCCUCCACUGCCUUUGCUGGUAACAGUAGCUAAUGUUACUGGUUUUAAAAAAAGGAGAUUUAUUGACUAAAUGCAUCCACAAUCUGACUGAAAAUUAGAUUUGGGGUUAACCUUACAUCACAAAGUACAUGAACAAUGUUCAUAUUGCGGCUGUUUGUCAACGUGUGCGAAUGGGUAAAAUCAAGUAUAUUAGCGCUCUAACUUUAGUUGUUUACUGUUCUGACUAGCAGUAGAUCUUCAAACUUCAGCUUUCUUAUCGCUCAUUAUCUUGCUAAACAUGCCACAAACAUGGAGUCAAGGUUUCCAGUAGGAUUACAAAUAGUUUCAUGACUGAACAGGCACCGAGAUGAGGCUACCACUUUCAGGUUGAAACAGGUAUGGGAUUGGGAAUACUCCAUUUCCAGAUUUAGACCAACCUGCCAGUGUGAAAUCGCUCUGUAAAGAGCUCAGUCUGCUUCAAACAAACUUGGUUGUACAACCUUUAAGGGCCAGGGAUAUGGUAGAAAAGAAUUAGAAGUGUUAAUAAUAAUAAUAAUAAUAAUAAUAAUAAUAGUUGUUGUUCCGAACAGCAUCACUGGAAGGCAGAGUAAAAAAUCCUGCCAUCACAGACUGCUCCUGGCUGCAUCCCAUUGCCUCCCUGAGCCCUGUCCAACACAGCUGUCUUUGGUGACAAAAGUUGACGGAUGCAGCUGUCGGAAAGGGAAUUUUAGACGAUCCAACAAGCACUUUAUUUGAAGCAGACUGAGGCCUCUAUAAAUAAUCAUAAAUGCUGAAUUAUAAUCUGGAAGCUGUUGCUCUGAUGUUAUCUUUGCUGCAUUUAGAGUUCUACCUGGUUUGUCUGGAACAAGUCAAAUGGUCUUUUAAAACCCGCCUGCUGAGUCAUCUAAAGCUGCAGUUUAAUCUGAAACAUCUGCUUGUUUUAUAGGUUUUUUUGCUGAGAUUUAACACUUUCUUGGCUUCUCGAGGAAAAACCUCCUGCUGGUAAACUGGGAAACUAUCCACUUAAUGAGGAACAUUCAGCCACUAGCAGCCCUCCAGAGUCCUGAGCUGGCCUAAACAUCCAGAUGACAGGUUUUGGAAUUUGCAGACUAAGUUAUAGUAAAAAGAUGAACUUCCUUACACUGAAAAAAAAAAAAAAACCUAAACUGUGCUAAUUAGAUUUCCUGC
Messenger RNA from Sander lucioperca (pikeperch), 4824 nucleotides. It is a transcript of the gene st3gal8, whose product is annotated as ST3 beta-galactoside alpha-2,3-sialyltransferase 8. The transcript is spliced from 9 exons. The coding region runs from base 443 to 1615 and encodes 390 amino acids. NCBI's taxonomy places the organism in Eukaryota, Metazoa, Chordata, Actinopteri, Perciformes, Percidae. The record is from RefSeq and is a predicted model, not a curated record. Gene Ontology annotation, molecular function: beta-galactoside (CMP) alpha-2,3-sialyltransferase activity.